Messenger RNA from Fraxinus pennsylvanica, 1740 nucleotides. The record is from the annotation of a GenBank genome assembly. Lineage: Eukaryota; Viridiplantae; Streptophyta; Magnoliopsida; Lamiales; Oleaceae.
AUGGAUUCUGGGGUUGUGGGCCUGGAUGGUUUAGUUUGCUUAACAACUGCAACUACAACUAAUAAUGUCUUCGCUUCAGAAAAUGCUGCUGAGGCAAAGCAAAAAUGGUACGGAUCUGGAUUUUUCAAGCAAGAAAGGCCAGGCACCACAAAUGAAGAUGAAUAUAGGGAGUUUAAACUGGCCAAGACAGCUUCUAGUGAGGCAAUGCUGCUUCAGGAGAGAAUUCCUUUACUGAGAUCUAAUAGCAAUAAUCUCUCUGAAGGCCAACAAAUGCUCAGUUUCUCUUCUCCCAACUCUCAAACUUUGACAUUGCCCUACUGUCAACAAACGUCAAGUUCCUUUAAUAGAAACACAGGAUAUGGGUCUGGAGGCAUAAAUGCUGCUAGCAUGCAAGGGGUGCUAUCAGUGGUUAGAGGGCCAUUUACUCCAUCACAAUGGAUGGAGCUAGAACAUCAGGCUUUGAUCUACAAGUAUAUCAUUGCAAAUGUGCCUAUUCCUACUUAUCUUCUAAAUCCCAUUACAAAAGCCCUUGAGUCUACUGGUUUCUCCAGCUUUUCUGGCGUAAGACCCAAUACUUUGGGAUGGGGAGCAUUCCAUCUGGGAUUUUCCAACACUGAUCCUGAACCAGGAAGGUGUCGAAGGACUGAUGGGAAGAAAUGGCGGUGCUCAAGAGAUGCAGUUGUCGACCAGAAAUAUUGUGAGCGGCAUAUGAACAGAGGCCGUCACCGUUCAAGAAAGCCUGUGGAAGGCCAAUCUGGCCAUUCCGUUACCGGAACCAACACAAAUACCACCAAGCCUAUGCCCGUGACUUCCUCCACCUCAGCAGCAACCAUGGGGCCCAGAGCCGGUGCAUAUAACAAUCUUGCACUUUCGCAUCAUCAACUUAAUAACUUGCAGUCUGGUUCUAAAAAUCCUUUGUCCGCGACCCUAAAUAUUGACAGGAGUUUUCUCGAAAAGGAAAAUGUGGACGAGGGAUAUCAACGUACAACAGCAAACACAAGUCUGAAAGACAAUGAAUAUUCUGUUCCCAAACAAAAGAAUGCAUAUGUGGAAUCUUCUUGCUCCGAGUUCGGAUUAGUGUGCUCUGAUUCUUUGCUCAAUCCUUUAAAUAGAAGUUCUUCCUUUGUGAACAGCAAUCUCAAUGAUCAAUUAAGCAAAUCACAGCAUCCACUUCGCCAGUUCAUGGAUGAAUGGCCGAAAAACCCAUCAGAAUGCUCGGCCAUUUCAUGGCCUGAUGUUGAUAUGCAGUCGGACAGUACUCAGCUUUCAAUUUCCAUCCCCGUGAUCACAUCAGACUUCAUGUCUUCUACCUCAUCUUCCACGAACAAAAAACUUACAGCCUCUCCAUUGAGAUCAUCCCGAGAGCUUGAGGCAACUCAAAUGGGAUUGGGAGUAGGUAUCAUCUCAAGUGAACAGAGGCAAAGACAAACCCACUGGAUUCCCAUUUCCUGGGAACAUUCCGAGGGUGGACCUCUUGGGGAGGUUUUGCAUAGCUCCAACAACAACAAAACUGAUCGUAAGAACAACACGGCUCUGAGCCUGAUGGAGGGCUGGGAUAGUAGCCCCUGUUUCGUAUCAUCUCCCACUGGGGUUUUACAGAGGGGUGCGUAUGGUUCCGUAUCUAACAGCAGUGCAGGGAGUAGCCCAAGGGCAGGGAGUAGCAAGACACUUGAUGGGGCUAGCCUUUGCAAUGGACUCGGAGGUUCAAGUUUAAUGAAUCCAUCCUUCCUUGCAAUGUAG